Funneliformis geosporum is the source of this 531-nucleotide messenger RNA. NCBI's taxonomy places the organism in Eukaryota, Fungi, Glomeromycota, Glomeromycetes, Glomerales, Glomeraceae. The record is from the annotation of a GenBank genome assembly.
AUGAAUGUGAUAUUUAUAUUUCUAAAAGGUGAAGAGGUUGAAUGUAAGAUAAAUUAUAAGCAUGAUGGUGAAACUGGUAACAUAAAACAACAUCUUCAAAUAAAACGUGUAAUUUCAUCAGCAGAUGAUCUUCAAUUGAAUUUUAAUGAAAAAAUUCAAACACAUAUCAAUAAAAUGAUUAGAAAAGUAAUUCCACAUCAUGUACCUAAACAAGCAGAAUUAAAACAAGUUACAGCUAAAUGGUUAGUUACAGAUUCCUUACCAUUUAAUGUUAUUCAUAGAAAAGGAUAUAAAAAAAUAAUACAAAAAUUUGAUCCUAUAUUUAUUUUGCUAAAUAAUAAAAUGGAAUUCAGUAUACCACUCUUUAAAUUUGAAUUUGCCAAUAGUGGUACAUUAACACCAGAAGAAUUAAAAAAAAUUAUUAAUGAAAAUGAAAUUAAUAUUAAUGAAGAUAAUGAAAGUUUUAAUAAUAAAAGUUUUGAAGAUAAUAUGGAAAUUCAAACAUCUACUACGCAUAAAUAUCGACUUUGA